Molecule: messenger RNA, 1225 nt
Organism: Blastocystis hominis
Lineage: Eukaryota; Bigyra; Opalinata; Blastocystidae
Exons: 6
Coding region: 1-846 (281 amino acids)
Source: RefSeq, a predicted model, not a curated record
AUGUCCAGCACAUUUUUUUGUAAUAUCAUUGUUUGUUUUAAACCUUCAAUACGUCGCUCUAAAAGGUGCGUUAUGAUAGGUUCAUGCGCUCGGCCGUUUAUUCUAGGUGUUUGUCUAGCAUUUUGUUUUUUCCAUGGUUUAAGCUCCAGUGAGGUUAAUACGCUCCCUCAAACGCAGAAGGAAAAUCUUCCGGAGGGUCAACGGCUAUCGGGCUGUGACGCAAAUAAUCAAAAGAAUCCAAGAGGUUUUUUGUCUCCUCUGGGUGGAAAGCAAUCCAUUUCUGAAAUUGUUCAUAGGUGUCCUCUAUCUCUCUCUUCUAAGCUGGUUCAUACAAGUCCAGUGAGCGUUGUUUUAGCCGUUAAUGUCACACAACCGUGCCAUGUGUGGUGUGACGCCUGGACAAUUGGAAGCCCAAUCAAUGUCCACGAGCUGAUGAAAGAAUCUUCAGGGAAAUACAUGCAGUCAACGGGUCUUUACGUCAUUUCAAACCUCAAGCCGUUGACGACGUAUGUAAUCACCUGUACAGCGCAGAACGAUUUUGAAAUGUUCUCAGAUGCGGAGCGAAACCGGCAGGUGAUCAUCACGAAGCCCGCCAUGUUCCGAAUCACUUCAGCGAGCCGCUCUGGGUCUCUGAUCUACGUGGGGAUCGCUUCGAAUCUGGACAGUACCUUUGUUUGCAACCUGUUCAACGGCAAUGGCUUGAAUGUGGCGUCGAAACAUACGAUCGAUGAGAAUGGCUUUGUGACUUUUUUGGUGGACAGCAAUGAAAAGCAUUAUAAAGUGCAGUGCUCCGCUUUUUCUCCGUCGAACGCUCGUAGGCUCUGCGUGGAUCGAGCUGACGCGUAGUCAUCAUGCAAACAAAGUCAGUUUUGAUUCCAGAAGAUAAUACAUUGUUCUGGAUGCUAAUUGACGUCAUGAUUGUUGUUGUACUAUGUUCUUGCGUUAUCUCGGCGGUGUGGAUCGGGAAAUCGCGAGCUACCUCACACGCAAUGUAUGAUCUAGAUUCGGCUGAGAUCGUUUGCUUAUUAUCCAAAAGUCCAGAACCCUCCAUGGUCGACGAGAACUUCAGUCCUUUCGAAACAGAACUGAUUCCGAGUGAGACUCACAGUGUUAUAUGCUCGAAGUGCAAUUUUGCCAAUCCCGCUCGUGCAACCGUUUGCAGGGAAUGUAACUCAUUACUACGUGGGAAUGAAGUUUUUUCGUCAUCUUUUCGUAAGAUGUAUUG